Messenger RNA from Fomitopsis serialis, 1107 nucleotides. RefSeq lists its product as uncharacterized. The record is from RefSeq and is a predicted model, not a curated record. The transcript is spliced from 5 exons. Bases 1 to 1107 code for a protein of 368 amino acids. Gene Ontology annotation, molecular function: methionine synthase activity. Lineage: Eukaryota; Fungi; Basidiomycota; Agaricomycetes; Polyporales; Fomitopsidaceae.
AUGGCCAUCUCUCGUUCACGCAGACAUAAAGAACCUGCUCCACGCUUGAGAAUUCUCAGUAAGAGGAAGCGCGGCUCCGCAGAUGCCUACGCGCUUCGUCGCGCGAUGACCGAAGAAGAGAGGGAGCUAUGGGCAAGCCCGUAUUUACGGAUGCUGUCCACUCCCUUGAGAGUGUCUGCGGUGGGGGAGCGUCAUUUGCCAACUGCAUUCCUCAUCCGUCUUUCAGCAAAGCGAGUGCCCGGGCCUCAUAAAGCCAUCGUAAACGUAGUUCCAGACACACUCGAGCACCCUGCGUAUAGGCACCAACGACCAGGCUCUGGGGUGUAUAUCCCCUGUCGGGGAGACGCAAUCAGGGCGAUGAAAGAGAAGUCUGUUGAAAGGCUGCUUCAUCACUCUGCUCGGGUGCAAUCUGGGCUGGAAGAGCAGAUCAGUCACUUGCUACGCGUGCGUGUCCUCCAGGAGCUCCGCAUAUUGGUGCAACGCCUCAGACGCAAGCCUUGGGGGGCAACGGACGCGCCGCUACUUCGAAGACUUACCCGCACCGAGUGGAAGGAACUACAGGCGUCCGGCACCAUUCCUCAAGAAGAUGCGGCCGCAGUGCUUGUCGUUCCCCCGGUGAACAGGAACCCCGCUACAAAUGCACGACCCGAGCCAUCCAUGUCAUCAUUACCGCUACCCAGCGCCGAGGCACCCAGCAAGGAUAGGCGGCCACAGCUCCCUGUCUCGACAUUGAUGCCCACGACUACCUCCGGCGCGUUCGAAGACGACGAACUAUCUGUCAUCCUCCCUCAGUCGAAAGUGCCGCUAUAUAACGGUGUUGCGCUGUUCCCAUCUCCGCAGCAGCGAGCGGCUUGCCACAAGUCUCUGACAGAACUGCAAGGACACCCCAAUGCUGCAUCGGAGGAGACAAGGCUGCCAGAAGCCUCUGGCCGGGUUCGCGGUGACGAGAAGGGCAGCCAUGCAUUUCUGCUGAGAUCGAAUGCGAAGACACUUCUACGCGCAGACACGGUUCCUCUCGCUGUUGCGCUCUGGAGGCUUCGGAUGUGGGAGGGGCAGGGUUGGGAUAUCGAAGGCCCGGAGUACCUUGGGCCAUGGGGCGCACAUUGA